AUGCUCAAGUGUUUAACCAGAAAGUCUGAUCCAGUUUGUAAAUCUCAAAGUUACAAGUUAAAAAAUCGAAAAUAUCGGGAAGAGUAGAUAAUUGCAGAGGGAGGGUAUGCAUAUAUUUGGAAAUGUGAGAACUUUGCUAUAAAAAGAAUAUUCAUCCAAUCCUAAGAAGUCUAUAAAAUGGCAAUGUAAGAAAUAAGUAUAAUGACAAGAUUACCAGAACAUCCAAAUAUUGUGAAAUUAGUCGAUUAUGGAGAGGUUAAAAUACAAAACAAAAUGUUUGUUUGUCUAGUAAUGGAAUUUUGCUAAAGCAACUUAUUUUCUGUUUUAUAGCAGGAAGUAUUAAGUGAGAGAAGAAUUAUAGAGAUAUUUAAAUAAAUUCUUGAUGGAUUGGAAGUAUUGCAUGCAGAAUAGAUUAGUCAUAGAGAUUUAAAACUUGAAAAUAUACUUUUACAAGGGGAAUCCUUUAAGUUGUGUGAUUUUGGAUCAGCAUCCAAUGAAAUCAUUGACCUCAGCCAAUUGAACAAGGCGUAAUUGCUAUAGUAAGAGGAGGUGUUCUCUUAAACAACCACUAUUACAUAUAGACCCCCCGAGAUGAUUGAUGUAUUGACAAGAUAGGUGAUAGAUACAAAAGUGGACAUCUGGUAAUUGGGAUGCAUUUUGUAUAGCAUGUGUUUUCGUAAAUCGGCAUUCUCAGAAUAGAACAAAAUAGGAAUUGCACAGGCAUUAUUCGAAAUUCCUUAAUCCUAAAUUUCGAUAAGUACUGUGACAUUGAUUUAAAAAAUGUUGUAAUAAGAUCCAAAGAAGAGGCCGACGAUCAAAGAGAUCAAGAUUUCAUUGUAUGGUGGUACAGAGGAGGAUGAAUGGGGUGAAUUCUAAUGA
This is a messenger RNA of Paramecium tetraurelia, 879 nucleotides long. RefSeq lists its product as uncharacterized. NCBI's taxonomy places the organism in Eukaryota, Ciliophora, Oligohymenophorea, Peniculida, Parameciidae. Gene Ontology annotation, molecular function: protein serine/threonine kinase activity; ATP binding. The record is from RefSeq and is a predicted model, not a curated record. Gene Ontology annotation, biological process: protein phosphorylation. Gene Ontology annotation, cellular component: cytoplasm. The transcript has 2 exons.